UGGGAAUAUAUUGAACUUUUCUUAUUUCUCUCUUCCUCUUGGGACAUUCCAAAACCUGACAUCUCUGACAACACUCCAUGUGAGCAGAAUGAAGAUGCGGUUUACUUCAUUGACAUAUCCCGAUGCUACAUUUGCUGAUCUUCACCACCUCGAGUCACUGAUCAUUGACGGGGCUGGAGAACCGGUGUUUGGACCUGGCUUUGCACAGAUGAGGAGGCUGAAGAGUCUGAGUUUUGGAUCACAAUGCCUUAUCAGACGUUUGGGAAAAAACUCAUUUGUCAACUUCAGGGAAGCACCUGUCAGGGAUCUGUCAUUGUCAGCAUGUAGCAUUCUUAUUUUUCUGGACGCCAAUGUCUUCUUUCCUCUUCAUAAACUGAAGUUUCUGCUUGCAAGAGAAACUGCUCCCUUUGGCCUGGAUGAGUCUUUACUAAGCUUAAAAGGACUCAGUGGAAGGAACAUGACCGAAAUAGACUUUUCACUUGUGCGUACAUAUCCUGUCUCUGUUCAAGGUGUUAUGAAGAACCAAAGUCUCGUGCUCACGUCUGAGAUGACACGUUACCUUAAGACUAUGUGUGUUGAGCGACUGAUUCUAAGGAAUAAUUACAUCGUGGUCAUUGAAAGUAGCGUGUUAUUGCAGGAACCGUUUCAAAGUUGUAUAAAAUAUAUUGACAUCAGCUACAAUUCUAUAAAAGGUGACCCCAGCUGGUUGUUCCGUCUCCCUGAACUUGUUAACCUAGCUGUACUGGAUGUGUCAAAUCAGGCAUAUAUACUUGAUGCUGGUGAUGGACAAUAUCAGCAUUCCAAAGACAUACCAAAACUAACCUUUUUUGGAAACAUGACACUUUUUCUUCCUCCAUCUUUGGAAAAACUUUUAUUAAGUGGUUCAGGAGCACAUGGAAGAUCAUUAGAGGGAACUAACAUGUGCUUUCUUGGAGGUAAUAACUUGUGGUAUUUGGACCUUUCCUAUUCUGCCAUAAUAACAAAGACUUCACGUGUCUUUGGCUUGGAGCAUGUAAAAUAUCUUGAUUUCUCAGGGAAUUUCUUUAAGAAAAUACCGUUGACAUUUUUUCAGUCAUUCCCAAUCGUCAUGACAUUGUAUCUGAAAAAUGUUCAUUUUGAUACUGAUUUGAUGUCUAACAUGAGUUCACAAACAUUGUUCAGUCCUCUCAAAAACGUCCACCUUUUAGAUUGGGUGUGUACCACGUUUCUACAGAAGGUGGAGGUACAGAGAGGUCUGCGACUUUGUAUUCCAGACAGGGACUUCGAUGUGGGCGUUUGUGCAGCUGAAGAAAUUAUCAAUUGUAUUCACAACAGCUGGAAGACUGUCCUGUAUGUAACAGAGACCUUUCUUCAGGACGAGAUGUGUUCCUUUACACUGUCAUCUGGGGUCUAUGCAUGCAACAAUAACAUGCCCAAGAGACUAAUGCUUCUAUAUUCCGACACCAUCUUGCAUCACCCUCUGCCACCAUUACUCACUCAGCUUCUGGAUGGAGCUAAUGUGUUUGUUCUGGAAGAGCUGGAAGAAAAAAGAGCCUGGCAACAGUUCUUCGAACUUGUUUUGAAGUGGAUCUGA
Haliotis rubra (blacklip abalone) is the source of this 1573-nucleotide messenger RNA. RefSeq lists its product as uncharacterized. Gene Ontology annotation, cellular component: membrane. Gene Ontology annotation, biological process: immune response; toll-like receptor signaling pathway; inflammatory response. Gene Ontology annotation, molecular function: transmembrane signaling receptor activity. NCBI's taxonomy places the organism in Eukaryota, Metazoa, Mollusca, Gastropoda, Lepetellida, Haliotidae. The coding region runs from base 89 to 1573 and encodes 494 amino acids. The transcript is spliced from 2 exons. The record is from RefSeq and is a predicted model, not a curated record.